Corvus hawaiiensis (hawaiian crow) is the source of this 3649-nucleotide messenger RNA. It is a transcript of the gene FAM184B, whose product is annotated as family with sequence similarity 184 member B. Lineage: Eukaryota; Metazoa; Chordata; Aves; Passeriformes; Corvidae. The coding region runs from base 649 to 2991 and encodes 780 amino acids. The record is from RefSeq and is a predicted model, not a curated record. The transcript has 12 exons.
UCUCCUUGGAUGAGGCAGGCAGGCUGGAUCCUGGACACAGCUCCUGGGCUCAGUUGUGCUCAUGUGCCCCUUGGCUCCACUCUGCUUUCAGCACAGCAGCAAAAACUGAGCAAAGAUUUUCUUCAUCACUUAUGGGCCCAUCCUGGUUUAGAGAGGAUUGCCAAAAUAGCAGAGCUUAUAAAAGGUGCCAACAUUCUCUUCUCAGAUGACCUCUGCCAUCUUUUGGCAGCUAAAAACGCAGCAUGAUUUAAUCUUCAGGCAAUCUCUACUACAACAGAUCCCUGGCAAUGUCUGUGCUACUGCCUCUAGGCUGGCUCAGCGUCUCCAGUGGGGAAUUUGUAGCACCCAGCCGCUGGCGUCUUCUCCUGGCGGAAGCUCAACCAUUUGAAGAGAAGGGGAGGAAAAAAAAAAUCCCAAUCAGGAUGUUUGCACACGCUGUUCUCUGCCUGCUCGCCUGGGUGUUUUGCUGAAGGACUGGGACAUCUGCAGAGAAGGGAGAGCGGCAGCGGCUGGAGCGUGCCUCGUUCGGGGCUGAAGUUCCUGCAGCGCCGGGGCUGUGAGUGCGCGCAGCCGGGAGGGGCGAGCAGCGGGGCCGGCUUCGCGCUACCCGGAGCGUACAUAGACAGACGUGAUUAAAAUUCAAGCCUAAUGGCCUCUGGCAUAAACAACAUUCAGCAGCCCGGGACUUGCAAUGGAUCUAAAGCCGCUCGCAGCAGCUCGGCAGAGGAGUGCAAUCGGGAAAUGCACCUGAAAAUGUGCAAGAAGAUUGCCCAGCUCACUAAGGUGAUAUAUGCCCUGAAUACGAAGAAUGAUGAACAUGAGGACAGUAUACAGGCUCUGAGAGAGGCUCAUGAAGAAGAAAUUCAGAAUAUUCUUGCUGAGACAAGAGAAACGAUUCUCCAGUGUAAAAGCAAAGUUGAAGAAGAACAGUUACUGAGAAAGCAUAUUCAGGCCCUUGAAAUUUCAGUAGCACAACACAAGAGAUUGAAGGAAGAAGCCUUGGCAGAGUUAAGAUUGUGUAAAAAGCAAGCAGAAGUGAAAGAGUCAAGAAUAAAAGUGAAACAAGCACCGACGGGCCUUUCUACAGACACAGUAGAUACCAAUGCAGGCUUUGAAAACAAACUUCUACAUUUAAAUCAGGAGUUUGAUGUACUGCUAAAUGAAUGCAAAGCAUUUAGAAGAGAACGUCUAGAUACAAAAUUAAAUUUAGAUGAAAAAUGUAGUGUGGAAAGACACACCGUAAUAAACGAGAUGGAAAACCUGAAGAGCAAGAACCAGAAAGCAACUGAAGAAUAUACUCAGAAAACAAGCAAACUGCAAGCCCCUUAUGAGACAGAAGAAGAGACUUUGAAAAAAGCUAUGCAGCAAUCUGUGAUAGAAACAAACUGUCAGCAAAAAGAAACAGAGCAAAAGAAGAGCUCAGAGACUGAGGAAGGUUUUUUGCUGCAGCAGGUAAAGAAGCUGGAAACAGACCUAGAGGAGAAAUGCCAGAAGAUAAAUGAGAGGAAGAAGCAUUCCCAGAAGCUGAAGGAGAGAAUACAGGAGCUUCAGACACAGCUAGAUGAAUUUAAAAGAAAAUACGAGUGUGAACUAAAGCAACUAGAGAAAGAGAAAGAAGUACUAACUGGGAAACUUCAAAACUCUUCACUUGAGGUGUCUCAGCUGAAGCAAAUAUUAGAACAACAAGCAAAUAAUUUCAAAGAGUCACUGAAGAAACAUAAUCUACAGUCCAACAAAGAAAAAGAGACACUUUUGCAGGAUCUUCAAAACACCAUUAAAGAAAAUCAAAAUGUUAAACUGCAGUUGGAGGCAUCACAUCAAAAAAUCUUAAAAAUGUUGGAGAAAAGCAAGAAUCAGGAACUCAAGGAGGCAGAAGAACGCUUGAAAAAGGAAUUUAAUGAGACUUUCAAGAUCCAACGUCAGUCUCAUAGGCUGGAAAUACAAACCUUGGAAGAGAAAGCAAAGAAAGAAUUACAUGAUGAACUUGAGCAGAUACAGAAGCAGCAAACCCUGUUGCUAGGAUCUCUAAAGAUGGAACUCUCUGAGCAACAGACAUCAUGCAUGAACCUAAAGAAACAAAUAGAAGAGCUACAAAUGGAGCUCAGGAGUGUGAGGACACUGAAGAAGCAGCAGGAAGGAAGUAGCCAAAGCCAGAUCAGAUCUCUUCACGAUGAACUGGAAAAAUGUCAGCGUGAAAUUUCUGAACUCAAGAAAGAGAAUUUACUUUUGAAGGACACAAUGGAGCUACUCAGUGCUGAGUUGGAGUCACAGAAGCAAGAAGCUGCACAGCUUCAGGAUAGAGAUAAACAGCAUAGAAGUGAAAGGCUACUGGUAGAAGACCUCAAUAUCAAGCAUAAAAAAGAACUGGACAUAAUGAAACGAGAUCACCGGCAGGAAGUUGACAACAUAGUAUCUGAUUUCAGCAGCACUCAGGCACAUCUCCAAGCAAAGAUUUUCUCCUUAGAAACUGCACUUAAAGAAUUAGAAGAAAAGUCAAGAAAGUGGGAGUCCACGUCUGAAGAUACACACCUUAUAAACUGUCUGCAAGACAAAUUAAGUGAGAGAGAAGAGAUUAUCAAGCAGCUGGUGGAAGGAAGAAAAUGUCAGCAUUCACUUGCAGCCAGCACUGAAUCUUACAGGAAUCGGUCAUUUUCUUUCAACCCUACUACAGUAUGCUUGACUCCCUCCAGAAAGCAGCAGAAGAAAACGGUUGAGGUGCCCAGUCGUGUUGUCAGUGUUCCGAAUUUAGCUUCCUACGCAAAGAGCUUUUUGAGCUGUGACUUGAGAUCAAAAAGAAGUGCUCCUCAAAUAACAAAAUCUACAAGCUUAGACCGGAGUCCUGGCUGCCUCAGGGUGGGCUCUCCAUCAAUACAGUCCUCAGACAGCAGUGCUGCCACAAGGACACAUGGCAAUGAACCACCACAAACCAAAGAUGACCAAAACCAAGAUCCUCAGCACCAAGAAUGGUUUACUAAGUAUUUUUCAUUUUAAAGCAAACUAUUUGCGUACUUCUCAGAAUUACUGUAAAAGUCAUUCCUGUUCUCUUUUUUAUGAAUGAUAACCCAAUAGAUGAUUUAAGGGAAAGAAAAAAAAGAUGUAAUUUCUAAGUAAAUAGUUAGGAAUACCUGCACUUUCUUACAUCUAGUAACUAUGGAGUUAUAGGCAUGAAUUUCAGAAAAAUGCAUUUUUUUAACAAUUUCUGUAAAAAAUGAAGAAAAAGAAAAAGUCUGGAUACUGUUAUGUGAAAAGACUUUUUAAUCAAGAGGCUGUACCACUCCACAAUUUCAUUAAAUAUGCAACUUGGACUCUGAUACGUCCUGUCAAUUUGGCACCAGCUGGAAAAGGAUCUUCUGUACGUUUAUACACUUGCUUCAUCAGCUGUUUAAAGUAAGUUCUGCAUCUAAUAAUGUAAUUUUAACAUUUAUUGCUUUUUGUUAAGUGAAUGUUAUGCUGUACAGCAUGUGGUACACCAUCAAAAAUAGCAUGUUUAUAGCAGGCUGGUUUAGAAAUAAUUUCUGGUUUGCUUCAUAAACUGUUUUGUAUAGUCAGCAUUGCUGUGUAAUAUUCCCAUUGAAUUUCAAUACAUGUAUCAGCCUGAUAAAUGAGGAUGAUGUGUAAGUAUGAGCAUUAAAGUUUGUAAAUUACCCAA